This is a messenger RNA of Anopheles maculipalpis, 1101 nucleotides long. RefSeq lists its product as uncharacterized. Bases 1 to 1101 code for a protein of 366 amino acids. The transcript is spliced from 2 exons. NCBI's taxonomy places the organism in Eukaryota, Metazoa, Arthropoda, Insecta, Diptera, Culicidae. The record is from RefSeq and is a predicted model, not a curated record.
AUGGUGGUACUGGACACGAGGAGGAAAUUGAAACGGUGUGAGAUGACUUUACUACUACUCAUGAUAACAACCUGUCCAUUGCUUGUUCGCGGCGAGAUGCGCAAAUCGUGGCAGACGAAAAGUGUCGACUUACAGGCUCAGAUGCUUAAAGCUGCCCGGCUUGAAGAUCCUCCGAAUGCGAAACCUCCGGAACCGAGAGAUGUGGAAACAGGCUCAGCAAUGGAGGAUCCCAAUAAUGAGGCACUUACCGAACCACCGUUCUCGGCAGCUACUGAGAAAGCUGCGGAAGUGGUUAAAGCAAAGCCUGCGACAGUUUUUAGUAGCCGAGUGCGUAGCAAAUACGGAACCAUUGUAGGAUCGGUCGUUCCAGAAAAGGCGACCGAGAAUAGUGUAACUCCCGGUACACAGAAUGCUGGCGUGCGUGCUGUUCCGCUCGGAUUCGAGCACAGUCCAGAGGAAAUACAAAUAGACGAUGCUACAGUACAGGAUGAUGAUGAUGAUGAUGAUGAUGACGAUGAUGAUGAUGAUGAUCCACUCGGAUGGAAUGGGGCACAAAGUGAUCAGGACAAACAGUACGAUCUGAUCGAAAACAUCCUGGAGGAGGUUGAAGGACGCGUGUCGGGUGAGAAGCGUGACGAAGCGGAUGAGUUGCUGCGGUCUAGGACGAAAAAGCCUACCGAACGUACGAAGGUAUACACGUUCCCACCGGUACUAAACAUGACAAUCGACGAACCGAACAACAUUGUGAAGGUGAAGCUCAAUCAGGACAUUGUACGUGAUAUGCUAAAUACCGGGCGUGAAUCGGGCGGAGGUAUCGGUGGCAAGAAGAUGCUACGCUACGUGCUCCCACUGUUCAUCCUGCCCUUCCUGAUCCAGUCCGCCGUCAUACCGUUCAUGCUGACGGCGGUCAAGCUGUUCCUGCUCAAGUCGCUGAUGGCGGGCAAGUUGGCCAUCUUUCUGCUGCUGCUCGGAGCGUUCAAAAACUUUACCAAAAAGGACCGUGACGUGUACGUGAAGGACUUGCCCGAUCGACGGUACGAGCCAUCGAGCGAAGGGUUCGCUUAUCUGGCCGAGGGACGGCCAAGCGGAUGGAUUAACUAG